Molecule: messenger RNA, 1110 nt
Organism: Eucalyptus grandis
Lineage: Eukaryota; Viridiplantae; Streptophyta; Magnoliopsida; Myrtales; Myrtaceae
Product: 6-hydroxynicotinate 3-monooxygenase-like
Exons: 4
Coding region: 1-1110 (369 amino acids)
Molecular function (GO): FAD binding
Source: RefSeq, a predicted model, not a curated record
AUGAAUCCCAGUCAUGAUCUUUCUCAUCAAAACAAGCCAAAGCCAAAGGCCGUGAUCGUAGGAGGGAGCAUAGCAGGUGUGUCAUGCGCGCAUGCGCUCAUUCUGGUGGGUUGGGACGUUGUGGUCAUAGAGAAAUCGCGCAGGCCUCCGAAAGGAAACCCCACCGGCGCAGGACUCGCGUUGGAUCCGCUCUCUCAGGAGCUCAUCGGGUCCUGGACUGGACACCCUGAACUCCUCCAUGACAUCACCUCCCCUGCCGCCAUUGAUCUUAACCAAGCAAUCAAUGACGAGAAAUCCAGGAAGAUACUAGCAAGAGAUGAGAAUUUCAAUCAUAGAGCAGCACAUUGGUCCAGUCUGCAUGACCACCUGUUCUCUGCAUUGCCACCAGAAAUAUUCCUGUGGGGCCAUCUUUUCCUCUCUUUCUCCGUUUCCAGUGAUAAGCGAUCGGUCAAAAUCAGGGCCCAAGUUCUCGACACCGAAGAAACUGCGGAAGUAGACGGAGAUUUGCUCGUCGCUGCAGAUGGAUGGAACUCUCUGAUUCGCAAGCACUAUUUUCCGGACAUCAAACGAAGGUAUUCAGGCUAUUGCGCCUGGAGAGGAGUUCUUGAUACGAUUGGGAAUUCGGUUACUAUGAAAGUAAGUGAUGAAAUGAUUCAGAAGAUGUACCAAGAUGCAGAGAAAAUUUGGCAUCCAACUUUCGUUCAGGUCAUGAGAGAAACUAAAGAACCUUUUGUGAAUGCCAUUUACGAUUGCGAUCCCCCGGAACGAAUAGUUUGGGACAACGUGGUACUUGUCGGCGAUGCAGCACACCCCACAACACCACACAGCUCGAGGAGCACAAACAUGUCGAUUCUGGAUGCAGCGGUCCUAGGCCGGUGCUUGGAGAAGUUGGGGUCGGAAAAUCUGACGGCCGCUCUUGAAGAAUACCAAUCCAUUAGGCUACCUGUUGCAUCCAAGCAAGUCUUGCAUGCCCGGCGAGUCGGGAGGAUAAAACAAGGUCUUGAACUUCCUGACCGCAAAUCUUUCAAUCCUAACACAGCCAAUUGGGAGGAAUGCGAGAUGCUUCAACUGAGAGCCGUGCCCUUCUUCGGACACAACCCUUUGUUCUGA